UAAUUGAGUCAUUACAAGGAAAAGCCCAAAGCGGAUGGCAGUGGAUUUGGAUAAGUCGAUUCCCCAAACAAAUCGACAAGGGUUCGCACACCUUCUUCACCCCCAGUGGAGCUCACUUCUCCGGAGCUAAUUAACUAUGGCUUCUUCAGUCACUGCUUCUCUUCAAACUGGCAACUUGAGGUCUGUAUUUCUGGGAAAAAGAAAUGCUGUCUAUGUUCCAAGUGCUCCAGUCACCCGUGUUCGUCUUAUGAGGAAAACGAUCCAGUGCAAAGAAUCUAGAAUUGGGAAGCAGCCCAUUGAAGUUCCAUCGAAUGUGACAGUCACAUUGGAAGGUCAGGGGUUGCAAGCACAAGGUCCUCUAGGGCAACUUGCAAUCACUUAUCCACGGGAAGUAAAGGUUGAGAGGGAGGACUCAGGUAUCCUGUGGGUCAAAAGGACAAUAGAAACGAAAAGAGCUAACCAAAUGCAUGGUCUAUUCAGGACUCUUACCAACAACAUGGUGGUGGGCGUGUCUAAAGGAUUUGAUAAGAAACUGCUAUUGGUUGGUGUAGGGUAUCGUGCAAUGGUAGAAGGAAAAGUGUUGGUAUUGAAUCUUGGAUUCUCUCAUCCAGUAAAGAUGGAAAUACCUGAAGGGAUACAAGUGAAGGUGGAAGAGAGCACCAGAAUCACAGUGAGUGGAUAUGACAAGGCUGCCAUCGGUCAAUUUGCUGCAUCAGUUAGGAAAUGGAGACCCCCAGAACCUUACAAAGGAAAAGGUGUGAGAUAUGAUGAUGAAAUUAUACGAAGAAAGGAGGGCAAAGCUGGGAAGAAGAAGUAGUGCAUGCGAUUGUUUAAUUUUUGUCUGCUCGGUAUCAAAUACGAUGAUGUGACAAUUAAUGUUGAUGUAUUCAAUGGUUAGUGCAGUUUAUCUUUC
Rhododendron vialii is the source of this 913-nucleotide messenger RNA. Its product is annotated as large ribosomal subunit protein uL6c. Gene Ontology annotation, cellular component: ribosome. The transcript has 3 exons. Bases 137 to 817 code for a protein of 226 amino acids. Gene Ontology annotation, biological process: translation. The record is from RefSeq and is a predicted model, not a curated record. Gene Ontology annotation, molecular function: structural constituent of ribosome; rRNA binding. NCBI's taxonomy places the organism in Eukaryota, Viridiplantae, Streptophyta, Magnoliopsida, Ericales, Ericaceae.